Molecule: messenger RNA, 1061 nt
Organism: Haliaeetus leucocephalus (bald eagle)
Lineage: Eukaryota; Metazoa; Chordata; Aves; Accipitriformes; Accipitridae
Gene: PSMA6
Product: proteasome (prosome, macropain) subunit, alpha type, 6
Exons: 7
Coding region: 407-910 (167 amino acids)
Biological process (GO): ubiquitin-dependent protein catabolic process
Cellular component (GO): proteasome core complex, alpha-subunit complex; cytosol; proteasome core complex
Source: RefSeq, a predicted model, not a curated record
CGCCGCCGCUCCCCGCCGAGCGGGGCUGCAGCCGGCUGGGAAGACCUCUUCCGAGGCUGGCUGUCUUUGGGGAGGGCGGGGGGGAAACGUGGCGCCUGCCGGGGCUGGCGAGUCUCGGUUCCCGGCCUGCCUGGUCCUGCGGUGUGCGGGGAGAAGCCUGGAGAGAGCCUGGAGCAGCUGCGAUCCCGGGCGUGGCGGCCUGGGAAAGGGAUCUUCUCACGAGAUAAGGAAAACUUUCAGCCAGGAAUAUGCUUUUAAGGCCAUAAACCAAGGUGGACUUACGUCUGUAGCUGUUCGUGGGAAAGAUUCUGCAGUAAUUGUAACACAGAAGAAAGUACCUGACAAGUUACUGGAUUCCAACACAGUGACUCAUUUAUUCAGAAUUACUGAAAAUAUUGGCUGUGUGAUGACAGGAAUGACAGCUGACAGCAGAUCCCAGGUGCAGAGAGCCCGCUAUGAGGCUGCUAACUGGAAGUACAAGUAUGGCUAUGACAUCCCUGUGGAUAUGCUGUGUAAAAGGAUUGCAGAUAUUUCUCAGGUCUAUACACAGAAUGCUGAAAUGAGGCCUCUUGGUUGCUGUAUGAUUUUGAUUGGUAUUGAUGAAGAACACGGCCCUCAGGUAUACAAGUGUGAUCCGGCAGGUUACUAUUGUGGAUUCAAGGCCACAGCUGCAGGAGUUAAACAGACGGAGUCAACCAGUUUUCUUGAAAAGAAAGUAAAGAAGAAAUUUGAUUGGACAUACGAACAAACAGUAGAGACAGCAAUAACAUGCCUGUCUACUGUACUAUCCAUUGAUUUCAAACCUUCAGAAAUAGAAGUUGGUGUAGUUACAGUGGAAAAUCCUAAAUUCAGGAUCCUUACAGAAGCAGAGAUUGAUGUGCACCUUGUAGCUCUGGCAGAGAGAGACUAAUUAGCAUUCCCAUUUCCAUUGUCUGUGCUUCUGGCCAGGAUAUUUGGUGAAAAGAAAACACUUAUUAAUGGCUUUAGAUUAUGGGUGGAAAACAAUGUUCACUAUAUGAUGUAUUUUACUCUGUACAAAUAAAACAGAGGUUUUUGAAAUA